GAGAAAAAAAAAAGGUUAAAAUGUACAACUCCGUCUCCGGCUUUUGAUAGUCACAGAAAGAGGGAUAAAGCCUGAGAAAGAGAGAGAGGGAUCCGGCACAAGACGGAAUGAUGUGACAAACGGUCUCUUAUGGAUGAUUUAGGGUGUGUUUGAGCCGUUAUGGUGGCACGGACGCGUUUUGUUUCGGUCUGGGAUUGAUUUUUUUUUGUGAAUGGGGAUUUUGCCGCAGGCCUCGGACAUCUGAUUCAUUUUCAUAACCCGGUUCAUUGACUGAUCUCAGCUCUGGUUUUGAUUUGUGUAUUCGCGAGAUGAAGAGGGUGAAUAGUCUCCAGAGGUUUAUGAACACCCGGGCGGCUGCAAACUGCCGUUACCAGCCCACAUGUUACGAGCACGCGGCCAACUGCUACACCCAUGCGUUCCUGAUCGUGCCGGCGUUCGUGGGAAUGGCCCUGUUACACCGGCUGUCGGACGACCGCUGGGAGCGGAUCACGGCCUGGGUCUACGGCAUGGGUCUGAUCGCACUCUUCCUCGUCUCCACCGUCUUUCACAUCAUCUCCUGGAAAAAGAGCCACAUGAGGAGCAUGGAGCACUGCUUCCACAUGUGUGAUCGAGUCGUCAUUUACUUCUUCAUCGCUGCCUCGUACACACCAUGGCUGAAUCUGCGUGAGCUCGGGCCGCUCGCUGCUCACAUGCGCUGGUUUGUGUGGUUGAUGGCGGCCGCCGGGACCAUCUAUGUGUUUAACUACCACGAAAAGUAUAAGUUAGUGGAGUUGGCGUUUUACUUGACCAUGGGCUUCUUUCCUGCGCUGGUGGUGACAUCGAUGAGUAACACCGACGGGCUGUACGAGCUGGCGUUCGGGGGCUUCGUCUACUGCCUGGGCGUCGUCUUCUUCAAAUCCGACGGCGUGAUUCCCUUCGCUCACGCCAUCUGGCACGUGUUCGUGGCGCUGGCGGCCGCCAUCCACUACUACGCCAUCUGGAAGUACCUGUACCGAAGCCCCACGCUGGAGGACAUCAGGGACGUGUGAGC
This is a messenger RNA of Rhinichthys klamathensis goyatoka, 1030 nucleotides long. RefSeq names its product monocyte to macrophage differentiation-associated (gene mmd). The record is from RefSeq and is a predicted model, not a curated record. Bases 309 to 1028 code for a protein of 239 amino acids. Gene Ontology annotation, cellular component: membrane. Lineage: Eukaryota; Metazoa; Chordata; Actinopteri; Cypriniformes; Leuciscidae. The transcript has 7 exons. Gene Ontology annotation, molecular function: pore-forming activity.